GUGGAAUCUGCUCUGCAAAGACAAACACAUGUGAAAUUAUUGAUCAGGUAGGGCAAACAGCUUAUUCUGCCGGCUCCCGCCUAUUGAUCUUGUCGAUGAAAUUGUAAAUGUAAUUUUAAUUUCCUAUGGGUUGUGUGAAUUUAUGGAAACAUGUCAAAGAAACGGGGCAGGAAGCGUAGCAGUGGAGAGCUGAGUGAGAGCUCUGCGUCAACCCUGAGCCCAGACCCUGACAACCUGCUGGGCCGUAGGAUUCAGCACACCUGGAGGGAGAAGGGCAACGUGACCAAGUGGAAAGGCACUGUUCUGGAGCGCCUAACUAUGAACAGCUCCCUCUACAUGGUUAAAUAUGACGGCUUUGAUUGUGUGUACGGCAUAGAGCUCUUCAAAGAUAACCGGGUGUCCAACUUGCAGGUGUUGUCAGAGAAAGUUGUGAACAAUAAGAUCAAGGUGCCUCCCGGGGCGGAGGAGCUGGUGGGCCGAGCUGUGGAGCAUCUGUUCGAAAAGGAAGACGGUGAGAAAAAUGAGUGGCGAGGCAUGGUGCUGUCCCGAGCCCCAAUCAUGACCCACUGGUAUUACAUCACCUACGAGAAGGACCCUGUGCUGUACAUGUACCAGCUGUGGGACGACUAUAAGGACGGAGAUCUGCGUGUCCUGCCUGAAUCAGAGAACAAACACCUGCUGCCAGCAGACAGGAAGCCGGGUGAGGAGCCAGAGAGCCUCGUGGGUAAACAGGUUGAGUACGUUACAGAUAAUGGUCUAAAGAGGACGGGCUUGGUCAUCUACCAGGUCCCAGCUAAGCCCACAGUAUACUACAUCAAAUAUGACGAUGAUGUCCACAUUCACGUCUACGAUCUGGUGAAGACCACCUAGUACUGACUGUCCGGUUUCAUCUUCAACUACUGGCUCAUCUCUGACCUGACUAGUCUUUAUCUGUUUAAGUGUUACAGAUUUCAGCUUAUCUCCAGCGGGAGGCGAUGUGCCGAAGAUCAAAGGCCUCGUCUUUUUUGGGGGGGGGUUGGGUCUUUUUAAUGUUUUUGGCCUCCAGAGGCUUCUUUCAUUCUUGCAUUACAAGACAUGUUGGUUUUUGAUUCUCAAUUUUGUGUUGACCUCGAUGCAUGAGCAUUAGGUCCUUUUCAAUGUAAAUAAAGCAGGUCUGAGACCAGUCGUAAUGCCCAGCAGAAAUGGAGCUAGAGGUUUGUUUUGGUUAAACCACACUUGUAUAGUGCAACUUUAAAUUCAUACUUUUUGUAAGCAACGCAUCAAACUAAAAGAAUUCAGCUUUCUUACCUAUACCUCUGUGUUUUACUCGUAAUUCAUUUCACUUUUAUAUGCCUGUGCUAUUUAUUUCAUUUGGAAUACCUGGCUGCUGGUAACAUUUUGGCAAAACCUGUCUGCUGUGCUCUGUGUGUCUCUGGGUUAGGCCUCAGUUUGUUGGAUAUAGAAAAAGUAUUCAUUCACAGCUCAGAUGAACUCAGAUUUCAGUUGGAGUGUAUAGGCAUUGAUGAGACUUAACUGUCUCGAAUCGUGGAUAAAAAAAAGAUUAUCCUUUAAAAAGUCAUGUAUCAUAUUUCUGUUCUGAUGCAUCAUGUAAACUGCAAGUUUUCUACGUUAUAAUAAUAUAUGAAAAAUACUGAUGUUGAUGUCAAGUUGUUUCAACCGUGUUUGUGCUACACACUAUUUAUGUAGUUCAAAUUGGCAACCAACAUUGUUUAGUAUUUCGGAUUGAAGUCUUUAUUAUUUGCCAAAAAUGAAAAAUGUGACAUGAUAUAUUCAUGCCUCAAAAUACUGUUCAUUGUGACCCUAAAUAUGUUUUGUUCUGUAAAUAUAAUCUGAGACAUUUUUAUGAACAUAAAAAACAAUCUGCUUGAAAAAAAUGUUCUCGUCCAUCCA
Messenger RNA from Micropterus salmoides (largemouth bass), 1890 nucleotides. Its product is annotated as spindlin-Z-like. The coding region runs from base 151 to 870 and encodes 239 amino acids. Lineage: Eukaryota; Metazoa; Chordata; Actinopteri; Centrarchiformes; Centrarchidae. The transcript has 5 exons. Gene Ontology annotation, biological process: gamete generation. The record is from RefSeq and is a predicted model, not a curated record.